This is a messenger RNA of Patiria miniata (bat star), 2547 nucleotides long. Its product is annotated as seipin-like. NCBI's taxonomy places the organism in Eukaryota, Metazoa, Echinodermata, Asteroidea, Valvatida, Asterinidae. The coding region runs from base 111 to 1481 and encodes 456 amino acids. The transcript has 8 exons. The record is from RefSeq and is a predicted model, not a curated record. Gene Ontology annotation, cellular component: endoplasmic reticulum membrane. Gene Ontology annotation, biological process: lipid droplet organization; lipid storage.
ACAUCAUUCAUCGUUGAGUUAAUGAACAGUCAAUAGACAAUAUGUUCACAUUUGUUUCUUAAUUAUUUCUUGAUGAAUCUCAGAGACGUCUGUUAAGAAGGCAGAGCAGCAUGUCUUCGAUGUUGCGCACGAAGGCAAACCAACUUGUCCAGACCGUGCAGGGAGGAACCGACCGGUGGGUGUCAUGGCUCAAAAGCACGGCAUUCCGAGUGAUCGCAAUCCUGGUGCUCGUAACGCUGCAACUAUGGCUGUCAAUCUUCCUGUACGGCAGUUUCUACUACGCCUACAUGCCCACAGUCUCACAUAUCAACCCCGUCUAUUUACAGUUCAGUUCAUGCAAGGAGUUUGGUCCACAACCGAAUUGUCCCUUUCCUAGCGUGAAUUCAACUUUACAAAAGAACCCGGAAAUGGGCAGCCUUCUGAGGAGAGGCCAGAAAUAUCGGGUUCUGUUAGAACUAGAGAUGCCACAGUCUCCAGUCAAUGAAAAUCAAGGUGUAUUUAUGGUGAGAAUGGACAUAUAUGCAGCUGAUGGGGAAAUUACAGCGUCGUCAUCCCGUCCAGCCAUGAUGCACUACCAGUCCAACCUCUUGAAAACUAUACAAACGUUAUUCUAUAUUCCCUUGUUGUUGACGGGAUACAGCGAAGAAAAACAGACCAUCACCGUCAGCUUGAUGGAAAAUUUUAUUGACAAUCCGUACAAACCGUUGCUUGGAGCACACAUUGAACUCCAAGCCAGAAAGCUAGAGAUUUAUUCCUCAGUGCUAAAGAUACAAGCUUACUUCUCAGGGCUCAGGUAUCUGAUGUUCCAGUGGCCAAUCAGCACGGCUCUGGUGCACAUAUCCGUCUUCUUCUUCUUCCUGUCACUCAUCACUGUGGUGUCAUGGCAACAGUGCGCCGGCGCCUUCUCCAGCCAAGAAGAGGAGACCGUGGUGAGACUGGAGGACGUGUACACGCUGUCUUACGAGGAUCGCCGGAAGAUGAUCAGAAAGAGCAUGGCCUCCGAACGAGCAGCUCUGCUUAGAGGCCGUCCCAAAAAUGUCUCUGUCAUCAGCCAGAGGGGCUUCCAGGAUGAUCGGGAUUCUCAGAGUUCAGGCAUCAGCAGCGUCGACGGGCUGUCCACCGGCGACCAAAGGUCCUCCAUCGCGGACGCAACCAAGGCAAGCAAUGGCGAGGGGUCGUCGGAUGGGGGUUGGGAGCGAGUUGACAGUAACGGCGCAGGGGAGCUACAUAACGAGGCCUCGUCUACGCAAGGAGAGGCUGGCCUGCCGGAGAAUGAGAUUGAAAAUGAUGCUGGGGAGGAAGUUGAUGAUGAUACUGGGGAGGAGGAGGAGGAAGAGCCCGCAGCCAGAGACCUUGAAGGAGUUGAGAGUGGAGAAGUAUCUGAAAUCGUGGCGGAGGGAGUUGGCGGACCUUUGGUACCAGACGGAGAAGAGUUGCGACAACGCAAGAAGGAAAAGGACCCCGACAACAACUAUUUAUAGAUGUGUAAUGGCAGCCAUGUUUGGGGUGUAGUGUUUAAGUUACCCAGGGAUAUGUAUGAAUGCUUGGGUGCAUUUCAAGUUUGCUAAGGAUAGAACAAACCUUUGCUCAGCAAAAACAAGUCACUAUCCUAUAUGUCAUGUGAUGUGCUUAAGAAGCAAUGUUAUCGGAUGAGCGGCCCCAUGAAAUUGGGCCCUAUUAAUUUGCUGUUACUGCAUUGAAACAUGAUAAAACACUUCAAAGGUGGCUGCUGUAUUUCAAGGUGCUUAAUGUGUGUCCGGGUACCAGACCUGCAAUUUCCAUUGAAUUAUCAUUCUGUAAUCUUUUGAUCAACGACAUAAAUCUUCCAGAGCUCCGACACGAUUUGAAUACAUUUUUCCACACUGCCAUUGGGGUACUGUUGUCAAUUGCUUGCAAAUUUCAAUACGAGGCGUUGUAAAUAGCCAUGAUGAUCAUUUUGCAAUUUUGUAAUUGGCUUGCUUAAAGGCUCUCUACUAUAGUUCAGAUGUUGUUUGAGAGUCUGUGGAAAAUUCAUGGUCAUCACUAAAAUAAUUUAAGUUGUGGAUUUUUUUCUUUUCAGCUGCUAAGGGUUUACUGUGUUUGAAAUAGUAGGCAUAGAAGUUGCCUCAGAAAUAUUUAGAAAGUAUUAGAUUGUUUUAUUCUUUCAGACAUUUUUCUUCUUAAUCUUGCCUUGAACUUUUUUGUUUUAAUCUUUGUGCUGAAAAAGUUAAAAUCUACAGAGCGACAAAGUUAUCCUACAUGUAAGUCAUUGGGAGAGUGAAAACGCCUCACUAGCUGCUGUUUUGCUACACUGAUUCAAAGAAAAUUGAAUGAAAGUACUCACUGAACAUUUAACCAAAAACUAGAUUCUUACAACUAGCUGCUUGAUUAAACUCCUUUUUUUUCUGCUGAAAUAUAGUUCCUUCUUCAUUUUUCUUUCUUUUUUUGGUGUUUGGGGGGGAGUGGAGGUUCGAGUUAAAAGUUGUUCGCUUCAUCUUUUUGUAUAAUUGAGGCUGAUACCAAAGAAUCAGAAUAUCAGAUGUGCUGUGAACGGUUAAUUAAUUGUUA